UUGUAAUGGAAAUCUCAACAUGCAAAGCAUGGAUUUUCCCGGACCAAAUGAACACACAAAUUACAAGCCAUCAAAAAUAAAUGGAUCCGGUGGCAUGCACCACUCACAUGAACUGGAAGUGAAUCCUUCAACCAAAUCAACAAAAUUUAAAAUAAUAAGAAAAUUGAGGAGUGCUAGCAGUCCUUCCAAACUAAGAUUGGCAACAGAUAGUCCAACUAAUGCAGGUAAUAUAAUGACUGAAAAGAGCUCAUCCAUGGAUCAGGAUGCGGUUUUGGAAAUGCAAGAAAAUGGCGAAGGCUCUAGCAGAUCAACUUCAUAUGAAAAGAACAAGCUUUAUAACUAUGGAACUGGUUCUGUUAUUGAACAACAUGAUUCACAUGCCAUUGACUCUCAUGCUCUACAAAGGGAUCUUUCUGAAGCUUCUGGCAGAGCAAUAUGCAGAACAAGAUCCAUGAAGACAAAGGCAACUUUAGAGGAGCCAGAUACUAGAGCUUGUAAGUUGAAGGUAAGAGUAAACCAGGCAUCAAAGGUUCCAUCAAAGAAACUAGAAAGGUCCUCAAUGAGAGCAUGUGAUCAGCUCCAAGCUGGAGAAUCGGCAUCGAGUUCAAGAGUGGGGGCCAGAUCAAGGUCUGGCAGAAGUAAGCGAUAUGGAGGUUCUGAUAAUAAUCCAGACAUUUCAGCUGCAAAGAAGUCAAAUAAUGUUUGUAGAAAGUUAUCUUGGUUGAUGUUGUCAGAGCAUGAGGAGGGUUACCGUUACAUCCCUCAGCUAGGGGAUGAGGUUGUAUACAUCCGUCAGGGCCAUCAAGAGUUUGUUGAGAAUCAAGGCUUAGCAGAAUUGGGUCCUUGGAAGUCACAUAAGGAUUCUCUAAGGGCAGUUGAGAUAUGCAAGGUUGAGCAACUUGAUUAUGCCACAUAUCCAGGUUCUGGGGAGAGCUGCUGUAAAAUCACCCUUAAAUUUGUGGAUCCUAAAUCACGUGUCAGUGGUAUAACAUUCAAGUUUCCAGUUCCUUUAUAUCCUGAACAGAUCCGUUUGAGGCUUGUGAACAACUACUAUCGGAAUUUUGAAGCGGUAGAGCACGACGUAGAGGCAAAUUGA
This is a messenger RNA of Carica papaya (papaya), 1096 nucleotides long. Lineage: Eukaryota; Viridiplantae; Streptophyta; Magnoliopsida; Brassicales; Caricaceae. The record is from RefSeq and is a predicted model, not a curated record.